This is a messenger RNA of Candidozyma auris, 5319 nucleotides long. RefSeq lists its product as uncharacterized. The transcript has a single exon. The record is from RefSeq and is a predicted model, not a curated record. Bases 1 to 5319 code for a protein of 1772 amino acids. Gene Ontology annotation, cellular component: fungal-type cell wall. Lineage: Eukaryota; Fungi; Ascomycota; Pichiomycetes; Serinales; Metschnikowiaceae. Gene Ontology annotation, biological process: cell adhesion.
AUGAAACUUGCUUCGCUUGCUGCCGUGUCGCUCGCUGUUGCCGGCGCCGUCGCUAAGUUGCAGCUGGGUGUGUUUAAUGGUAUCAAGUCCAUCACACCCAGCGAUAACAGAAGACCUGAACAACCCUCGUGGCACGCCACUGUGCUGUGGGAAAUUAAGCCUGCCAUGGGUGUCCAAGAAGGCGACACUUUCACUUUGCACAUGCCCUACGUGUAUAAGUUCACCAGUUCAAGCAACACUUUGCAAUUGACCGCGGGAGGUCAAGUCGUUGCCAACUGUAAUUUGUACUCAGGCGAAAACAUCGUGGGCUACUCUGAGGUGCAGUGUACUGCCACUGCUGCUGCCGCAAAUGCUGGGACUUUCACCGGUGACGUUACAUUCCCCUUCACCUUCAACGCCGGAUCCACCUCUGAUGAAGUUAACUUGGAAGCCGCUGGUGUCUGGAAAAGUGGUCAGAACACUGUCACAUGGUCAGAUGGCGAUAAAUCGUUCUCAACCACUGUAGACUUCAACCCCGGUGCUUCAAGCAUAAUUCAGGGCUCUCCUGAAAACGGAGUCUAUGGAUUAAGGAAGAUGGUCUCUCUCAACAUCAACCAGCACUACCUCAUGGGUCCACUGUGCCCAUAUGAUGGUCAGUACGGUAGACUCGAAAUCUCCAACCCUUCUCCAGGUGUGGGAUUUGACUGUUCAUCUCUUGCUGGUGCUAUCACGGACCAAGUCAACGAUUGGUAUUUUCCCAAGACUGCUGAGAAGAUUGGCGUCAACAUCGAUUCAUGUUCGUCGUAUCAAGCCACUGUAUCGUUCAGUAACUUACCUGCUGGAUUUAGACCUUACAUCAACAUCAAUGCUGCCAUCCCAAACGUUGCUUCCUUCAGAUCGCUGAACACAUACUCCUACAAUUUCGUGUGUGGUGGAAGAAGGCAGCUGGGCCAGCUGCUGAUAGCAUGGGUCAUGUACAACAAUGGAAACACUGGAUCUGGCGGUGAUUUCAAGCCUGUGGUUGUGACCACCGUCACCGAUCCAGACAUCACCACCACCGCUGUGGUCACAAGCACUGGUACUUCUACAAACACAAUCGUGGUCUCAGUCCCCAUCUCUGUGUCUACAGUGACCCACACGGGCACUGACUCCGUGGCAACUACCCAUACUACAACCAAAAGCGGCACCAGAAUCAUCUCCAUCGAUGUACCUACUCCAACCACUACCAUCACUUCCACUUGGACGGGAUCCACCACAGAAACCAUCACUGUGCCCGCUUCCUCCUCUGGUGGAACCAAUACCGUUGUCGUCGAGGUUCCUACUCCUACGACCACCGUCACCAGAACCUGGACUGGCACCGUCACUUCUACGGAAAUAAUCCCAGCCCCCUCUGGUGGUACCGCUACCGUGAUUGUUGAUGUUCCUACACCUGUUACUACUGUCACCAGAACAUGGACUGGAUCUGUGACAAGCACAGAGACUAUUCCAGCAAAGCCGGGAGGAACAGAGACCGUCGUCAUCGAUGUUCCUACCCCCUCCACCACUAUCUACUCGACCUGGACAGGUACUGAAACCACCACACGUACCAUUCCUGCGUCUUCUCCUGGAGGCACCGAUACCGUCUUCAUUGAAGUUCCAACCCCCGUAACCGUUAUCACCAAAACCUGGACAGGUUCUUACACAACCGUUGUCACUGAACCGUUCGUCUCUGGCACUCAGACGAUUGUUGUGGAAGUUCCUACUCCAACCACUACAAUCACGAGAACUUGGACGGGAACAACCUCUCAAACUGAAACUUUGCCUGCUCCUUCCGGCGGAACCCAAACGGUUGUCGUGGAUGUGCCUACCCCAUACACCACUAUCACCAAAACCUGGACUGGCAGCGUCUCCACCACAGAGACUCAGCCUGCUCCUUCUGGAGGUACAGGCACUGUAAUUGUAGAGGUGCCAACUCCUGUUACCACCAUCACCAGAACCUGGACUGGAACAACAACUCAGACAGAAACCAUUCCAGCUCCUUCGGGUGGUACAGAAACAAUUAUAGUUGAUGUUCCUACUCCAGUGACUACUGUCACAUCCACGUACACUGGCAGCAUCACCACCACAAGAACAAUCCCAGCUCCCUCAGGGGGUACUGAGACUGUGGUUGUAGAGGUUCCUACUCCAACCACCACAAUCUACUCCACUUGGACGGGUACUGUUACUUCCACUAGGACUGACCAUGCAACAACCUCUGGUGGAACUGACACUCUAGUCAUCGAGGUUCCCACUCCAGUUACUACUAUCACAAAAACCUGGACUGGAAGCAUCACCACGACAGAAACUAUACCUGCUCCUUCUGGAGGUACCGAGACAGUUAUCGUGGAAGUUCCAACCCCAGUCACUACAAUUACAAGAACGUGGACUGGCUCUGUUACUACUACUGAAACGUUGACUGCGCCAUCUGGAGGCACCGAAACGGUGAUUAUUGACGUUCCCACUCCAGUUACUACUAUCACCAGAACUUGGACGGGAACUACAACUCAGACUGAGACUCUACCAGCUCCAUCCGGCGGUACUGAAACAAUCAUAAUUGAUGUUCCUACUCCAGUGACCACUAUUACGAGAACCUGGACUGGUUCGGUUACAAGUACUGAAACCUUAACUGCACCUUCAGGGGGAACCGAGACUGUCAUUAUUGAUGUUCCAACUCCAGUUACCACUAUCACUAAAACCUGGACGGGCUCUGUCACGACUACUGAAACCAUUCCAGCUCCUUCCGGCGGAACUGAAACAGUCAUCAUUGAUGUCCCCACCCCAGUUACCACUUUUACCAGAACAUGGACGGGAACAUCCACUCAGACAGAAACCAUUCCAGCUCCUUCUGGAGGUACCGAAACUGUGAUUAUUGAUGUUCCUACUCCAGUGACCACAAUCACCAGAACAUGGACAGGCUCUACCACUACGACAGAGACUAUUCCUGCUGAAACUGGCGGAACUGAAACAGUGAUUAUCGACGUACCCACGCCAGUAACUACCGUUACGAAAACCUGGACUGGCAGCAUCACCACUACUGAGACGAUUCCAGCUCAGUCUGGCGGCACUGAAACUGUUGUUGUGGAAGUUCCUACUCCAACAACGACCAUAUGGUCCACCUGGACUGGAACAGAAACCGCCACUCGAACUGUUCCUGCUUCAACCUCUGGAGGUACCGAUACUGUUAUUGUUGAAGUGCCAACUCCUGUCACUGUGAUUACUAAAACCUGGACGGGCUCUUACACCACAGUUGUGACUGAACCAUUCGAGUCUGGAACUCAGACAAUUGUUGUUGAGGUGCCCACUCCAACUACCACUGUGACUUCUACCUGGACUGGAACUACCACUGCCGUCACAACUAUCCCUGCUACUUCUUCUGGUGGUACUGACACUGUUGUUGUUCAGGUCCCAACCCCAAUGACCACAAUUACCAAAACUUGGACGGGCACCGUUACCACCACCGAGACUCUUCCAACGGUAUCUGGCGAAACUGUCACUGUUGUUGUAGAUGUUCCUUCUCAGUACACAACCUUGACUUCCACAUGGACCGGCACUAGUACGAGAACCAUCACUGAACCACCAUCUGGCUCUGAUACUGUUGGUACAGUUGUCGUUGAGGUUCCUCCAACUUCAACAGCAUACACCACUUUGACUUCAACUUGGACAGGUAGCACGACCAGGAUCUUCACUGAGCCACCUGCUGGUUCUGACACUGUGGGAACAAUUGUUGUUGAAGUUCCUCAAACAUCUACCGAGUACAGUACAGUUACUUCCACAUGGACUGGUUCUGUGACUACUACUGUCACCCACCCUCCAACAGGCUCUGAUACCGUGGGAACGGUUGUUGUUGAAGUUCCUCAAACCUCCACAGAAUAUACUACCUUGACUUCCACCUGGACAGGCUCUGUCACUACUACAGUUACGUACCCACCUUCUGGAUCGGACACAGUCGGCACAGUGGUAGUUGAAAUUCCAAAGACGUCGACUGAUUUCACCACUUUGACAUCUACUUGGACUGGAACUACUACCAGAACGCUUACCAACCCACCUGCUGGCUCUGACUCUGUUGGAACUGUUGUUGUGGAAGUCCCAUCGACGUCAACUGACUACACCACCUUGACAUCGACUUGGACUGGUUCCUCCACCACAACUUUGACUAUCUCGCCAUCUGGCUCUGAUACUGUUGGUACAGUUGUCGUUGAAGUUCCAUCUACUUUCACAGACUUCACAACUUUGACUUCUACUUGGACUGGUUCGGUGACAACAACUUUGACUAUUCCACCCUCUGGCUCUGGUACUGUCGGUACUAUCGUUGUCGAAGUGCCAUCCACUUCUACCGAUUACACCACUUUGACUUCCACUUGGACUGGCUCCAUCACCAGAACGUUGACUAAGCCGCCUGCUGGUUCUGAUACUGUGGGAACUGUUGUAGUCGAGGUGCCAUCUACUACUGGUCCUAGAACUCCUUGGAACUGGAAUUCGACUUGGGUUCCACCAAGGACUCUGAGCUCCAGCUCCACCGCAAUUGAUGCUUCGACUACUCCAAACGUUGCAAUCAGCUCAAGUGAAACGACUGUUCCAGGUGCUAAUAGACCACCAACUUCGAAUAUUAUUUCGUUUAGUGGUCCAAACGGUCCAACUACUUCUCCAGACACCCUCAAUCCAACAACUUCACCUGAUGUUUCUGGUCCAACAACUACACCAUCCUCUACCUCCAGUCCUCCAAACGGCCCGGGCGCUCACACAAAUCCUGUUUCAAACAGCCCCGGCGUUGACACUUUCCCUACUCCAAACGGUCCAGAUGCUCACACAACUCCUGUUUCAAAUGUCCCAGGUGCUCACACAUCCCCUGUUCCAAACGGCCCAGGUGGUGACACUUUCACGAUUCCAAACGGCCCAAGCAUAGAGUCGAUUUCUUCUUCUACAACUUCCAUUGCCACAGCCUCAGAGUCGCCGUCUUCAACUCAAGGCGUUCCAGGAGGUCCAUUGGCUAUCCCUGGAUCCCCCGUUGGACCGUCUGGCGGCAACAGCGGUCCCUCUGUCACACCUCAACCAUCAGCACCAACUGGCGCUCCUGGCUCUAAAGACUCUUCGACCAGUGUGGGUGGCACAAGCUCUGAGGUUUGCUACAAGGGAAACUGUAUUACCGUGUCUAGCAGUCCUCUGGUUCCAACACAGUCACAGUCAGCAUCUAAUAGCCCUGUGAUUCAAACAUACCCUGAGUCCAACACUCCUGUUGUCUCUCUGUACGCUGGCCUGGCACCUGCUGUCAAGAUCUCUGGUGUUGUUGCUGUUGCGAUACCACUUUUCCACCUCAUGUUCUGA